Uloborus diversus is the source of this 1914-nucleotide messenger RNA. RefSeq names its product beta-alanine transporter-like. The record is from RefSeq and is a predicted model, not a curated record. The transcript is spliced from 11 exons. The coding region runs from base 1 to 1800 and encodes 599 amino acids. NCBI's taxonomy places the organism in Eukaryota, Metazoa, Arthropoda, Arachnida, Araneae, Uloboridae. Gene Ontology annotation, cellular component: membrane. Gene Ontology annotation, molecular function: transmembrane transporter activity. Gene Ontology annotation, biological process: transmembrane transport.
AUGGAUUUAGAUGAGAUCUUACACGAAGUUGGGGAAAAUGGUAAGUAUCAGAACCUGAUGCUGUGGUUCGUUUUCUUGCCCGCGCAUUUAACUUUCGGCUGUCAUGCUUACAGCCAGCUUUUUAUGAUGUGGACUCCAGACCACUGGUGCCAGGUUCCAGAACUGGGAGCUGCAAAUCUUAGUGAACAUUUGAUCAGACAUUUAACUGUGCCCCCACAUCCGAGUGGCACAGGAUACAGCAGGUGUUCCAUGUAUAAACUGGAUUACAGCAUCCAUACUGAUCACAAUACGAUUAUUUUAAAAGAGCCCAACACUAACUGGACCAAUGUGACUUGCAACAAAGGCUGGAUAUAUAAUACGAGUGGGAACUGGGAUCGAGAUACAGCCGUUACGAAGUGGGAUUUAGUAUGUUCUAAGAAAUGGUUUCCUAUGAUUUCUUUGACUGCUUUUAAUGCCUCAGGAUUGCUAGGGCAGUGUAUUUGUCUCCUCGUGGCGGCUAAGUUUGGAAAAAGAGUUCUUUUCUUUGGAACGCUGGUAGUACAAAGUGCAGGAGGAUUGGCCACAGCAUUUUCUCCGAAUUUUAUUUGCUUCAUUGUUUUUAGAUGUUUAGUUGGACUAACAAUUCCGGCUGUACUUUUAGCUCCAUCAUCUUUAGCAAUUGAAUUAAGUGGCGUAAAAAGUCAUGGAAGAGUGACGCUUCUUUGUUCUGCAGUGCAGAGUUUUGGAACAGCUUUACUAGCAGGAAUCGUUCUUUUUGUUGGUGAUUGGUCGAAUUUAGCUCUGGCAAGCUCAGUUCCUUUCUUAGUCUUCCUACUUUAUGGUUGGGUUUUUCCAGAAUCUCCCAAAUGGCUGCUGGAAACAGGACGAUACGAAGAAACUGGGAGACUCCUGAGAAAUAUUGCUACAACAAAUGGCAGAAGUUUGUCCCCGGACUAUGUUGUCAGCCUAAAAAGAAGGUUUCGGGUAGAAAUUGCCCUUCAAGAGGAUAAGCACAGAGACACAGGGGGUCACAGCCUUUGCGAUCUUCUCAGUACAUCUAAUAUGCGAAGAAAAGUCAUCAUCAUGAUCUUUGUUUCAUCUUUCUCAUCAACGGCAUGUUUAGGCCUUACUUACUACUCCAUCUAUCUGCCAUCAGAGAAGAGCAUUCAACUUAACUUCACGUUUUGUGCAGCCGCUGAAGUUGUAGCUGUUGCCAUGACAAUUGUAACUUUGCGGUGUGCCGGCAGACGAUGCUCCACUUUCCUAUUUUGUGCCUUAAGCGGAGUGGUGUGCCUCCUUCAUGCCUUUUCUACAGCUUAUUUAGGAUGGAUGAUAUCAUUAAUAUCCUACUUCAUCGCUAAAUUUUUUGCUCACACAUCAAACAUUGUUCUGCAUCUAUGGACCCGAGAACAGCUACCAGUUGUCACAAGAGAAAGUGGAUUGCACUUUAUUGAGACAAUAAGCUUAAUUGGACCCAUAGCUGUGCCCAUUAUCAUAUUUAAGGGAGAAGAGAAUCCGCAUUUACCAAUGUGUGUCUUUGGAGGCCUAUUUCUCUUUUGCGCUAUUUUAUGCAUAGGACUUCCAGAAACAAAAUACAGUAAAAAUUUACAAACCCUCCACGACGCAGAGAUGUUUGGAAAAUAUUGGAAAUGGAAAGACUAUCUUACAUCUGGACCUACCAAAUCAGAUCACAAAAAUGGCAUCUUAAAAAGUUUAGAAAAAAGACCACAGUCACCUAUAUUAGGACUUUUGAGAAAGAGAGACAGUUUUCAUUUAGCCAACGCAGAGGGAGAAAUUGAAGUUUUUAGAAUGCAAUUUUGACUCAUCAACUCUGGAAAAAGCAGUAAAAGUAACUGUACUUUGAAUAACGAAGCUCUAAGAGGAAACUCUUCUCAAAUGUGAAAACCACUUUUGCUAAAGUAUUAUGUUUCAACA